AUGUUGAUGCCCAAGGGUGAAGUGAAUUGGAAGUCCGCCCGGGGCCGGCUGCCUCCAUGGCGAGCCAUCGUGGUCUUAUUAACACGAACUCGCUUUUUGGUGUCGGUGGCCGCGACGGGGUUGCUGAUCUUGCUGUGGCGAGGUGUCAGCAAGUCUGCAUCGGGCAUGCAAAAUUUCUACUGCUACGGCUCGUCCAAGUCGCCGAUGGAAAUGUCCAUCAACGAGAUGGUCGAGUGGAACGCGCACUCCCAGACCCCCGUCCUCUUCAACCACCAUGACCCCUACGAAGUCAACAGCACCUCCAUCUCCGAAGUCGAUCUCAAUCCGAUCCGCUCGUCCUCCCAAGCCAUCGCCAACCGCGAGCGAGUGCUCAUCCUGACCCCUCUCCGUGACGCCGCCGACUAUCUGCAAAAAUACUUCGAGCUCCUCUACAAACUGACCUACCCCCACGAACUGAUCGAUCUGGCUUUCCUCGUUGGGGAUUGCAAAGAUGACACCCUGGCCAACCUGGCGGCAGAGUUAGAUCGCAUCCAGAACCACGCCGAAGACAAGAUUGCCUUCCGAAGCGCCACCGUUGUGCGAAAGGAUUUUGGCGCCGAUGUCGAGAUGAACGUGGAGGAGCGACACUCGUUUGCGGCACAGGGCCCCCGCCGGAAGGCUAUUGGCCGGGCUCGUAACUAUCUCCUUUAUUCGGCGCUCAAGCCCGACCACUCCUGGGUGUACUGGCGUGAUGUCGAUAUCGUGGAUUGCCCUGAGCGGAUCAUCGAGGACUUCAUCGCUCAUGACAGGGACAUCCUCGUGCCGAACAUUUGGUUCCACCGCUACCGGGACGGCCGUGAUAUCGAGGGUCGCUUUGACUACAACUCGUGGAUCGAAUCCGACAAGGGCCGGCGGUUACGAGCAACCCCCCCCCCGGACACCGUUCUAGCGGAAGGCUACAAGGAAUACGACACGGGCCGGACCUACCUCGUCAGCAUGGGUGACUGGAGAAAGAAUAAGGAUGAGGAGGUCGAGCUGGACGGCAUUGGUGGCGUCAACAUCCUGGUCAAGGCCGAUGUCCACCGCUCCGGCAUCAACUUCCCCGCAUACGCAUUCGAGAACCAAGCCGAGACCGAAGGAUUCGCGCGCAUGGCCAAGCGCGCCGGGUAUCAAGUAGUCGGCCUGCCCAACUACGUGGUCUGGCACAUUGACACCGAUGAGAAAGGUGGAAACCUGGGAGAUCGCAAGGCGUACUAA
Messenger RNA from Penicillium lagena, 1236 nucleotides. Its product is annotated as ANP1/MMN9/VAN1 family protein. Gene Ontology annotation, molecular function: alpha-1,6-mannosyltransferase activity. Gene Ontology annotation, biological process: protein N-linked glycosylation; cell wall mannoprotein biosynthetic process. The coding region runs from base 1 to 1236 and encodes 411 amino acids. NCBI's taxonomy places the organism in Eukaryota, Fungi, Ascomycota, Eurotiomycetes, Eurotiales, Aspergillaceae. Gene Ontology annotation, cellular component: mannan polymerase complex. The transcript has 4 exons. The record is from RefSeq and is a predicted model, not a curated record.